Messenger RNA from Sodiomyces alkalinus F11, 237 nucleotides. RefSeq lists its product as hypothetical. NCBI's taxonomy places the organism in Eukaryota, Fungi, Ascomycota, Sordariomycetes, Glomerellales, Plectosphaerellaceae. The record is from RefSeq and is a predicted model, not a curated record. The transcript is spliced from 2 exons. Bases 1 to 237 code for a protein of 78 amino acids.
AUGGAUGCUGUGCGGAAAUCGUCUCUGUCCGUAACGAUUUUCCAUCCCACGGCUGCGGGUACCAUCGGAACGGGGGAGGACACAGGUGACUUCAGACGGAGUUGGGUUUCGGAACGGCAGAUACCCUCAAUUCAGGAAUGUCUCAAGACGACGGAAUUUGUCGUCGUAUGCAAAGCCUCCCGGAGCAUUAUUGGCUGGCAUGGGUUUCAUACGGCUUUCGAUAUGUUAAAUAGUUGA